Molecule: messenger RNA, 1689 nt
Organism: Penicilliopsis zonata CBS 506.65
Lineage: Eukaryota; Fungi; Ascomycota; Eurotiomycetes; Eurotiales; Aspergillaceae
Exons: 2
Coding region: 1-1689 (562 amino acids)
Biological process (GO): sulfate assimilation; siroheme biosynthetic process
Molecular function (GO): uroporphyrin-III C-methyltransferase activity
Source: RefSeq, a predicted model, not a curated record
AUGAAAGAUGCAUCAAGCAGUCCGCUGGCGCCUCUACUGGCAGCUGUAAAUGCAGAGUCGCAGAUCCAUCUGAUCAUCGGAUCUAAUCCUUUGGCAGCAUCACGGUGCGCCAAAAGUUUAGAAGCUGGCGCAAACCCGAUAAUUAUCGCUCCUGAUACUGGCGAUCUCCAUUACGGGCUUACCGAACGCAUUGCUGAUGGUUCAGCACAAUGGAUACGUCGAGAUUUUCAAGAUGACGACUUGAGGCAGUUAGGGCGAGAGGAGGUCGAUCAUGUUGUGGACAUGGUUUUUGUCACUCUGGGGGUAUCCCAUCCGCUUAGUGUCCACAUUUCGAAACUGUGUCGGCGUCUGAGGAUUCCGGUGAAUGUGUCAGAUGCACCUGACCUUUGUACAUUCACUUUACUUUCAACCUACUCAGAUGGACCGCUCCACAUUGGUAUCACAACCUCCGGACGGGGCUGCAAGCUGGCUUCUCGCUUACGGAGAGAAAUCGCUGCGUCACUGCCGUCUAAUCUCGGAUCUGCCAUCGACCGAUUAGGAUCAGUGAGAAAGCGUCUCUGGGCUGAGGACCAUGCUCCCGGUACGCAUGACGCCUCCCUUGAGGGAGACGAAGACGAUUCCAGUGGUCAAACCCACACAUUCAACACCUUAGUGAAAGAGGAUGAUGCUGAGGCAGCCAAAACAAGGCGAAUACGGUGGCUUUCUCAGAUCUGCGAGUACUGGCCUCUUCGCAAGCUAGCUGACAUCAGCGACUCCGAUAUUGACGCGAUUCUCAAGGCCUAUUCUUACAGCACGACCCAUGAAGCGGAUGGCAGUAACGGCCUUGAAACAUCAACUCGAAAGGGCAGAAUUGUUCUGGCCGGGUCAGGUCCGGGCCAUCCUGAUCUACUCACUCGGGCGACCUAUCAAGCCAUUCAAAGUGCUGAUAUCAUCUUGGCCGACAAACUUGUCCCCGCAACUGUUCUUGAAGUCAUCCCUCGCCGGACUGAAGUGCACAUCGCGCGGAAAUUCCCUGGAAAUGCAGAUCAAGCGCAAGAAGAGUUUCUGCAGAUGGGAUUGCAGGCUCUGCGCAAAGGGCAACACGUCCUGCGACUGAAACAAGGUGACCCUUAUCUAUACGGACGAGGGGCGGAGGAGUUUGAGUUCUUCCAGAGACAAGGAUACGCUCCGAUUGUCUUACCUGGUAUCACCAGCGCGCUGAGCGCUCCACUGUUCGCUGACAUUCCCGUGACCCACCGUGGGGUGUCCGACCAAGUCCUGGUGUGCACGGGGACUGGAAGGAAGGGUGCCGCACCAGAGCCGCCCAGCUAUGUACCCACCCAGACGGUUGUUUUCCUCAUGGCUCUACACAGGCUCUCGGCACUGGUAGAAUCUCUCACGACCCUUUCCCCGGACGAGAAAGAAUCGCGCCCGCGAACGAUCUGGCCGAAAACGACUCCCUGCGCUAUUAUCGAGCGCGCCUCGUGCCCCGACCAGAGAGUCAUCCGGUCUACGCUCGAGCAUGUAUGCACAGCUUUUGAAACUGAAGGGUCAAGGCCGCCUGGGUUGCUGGUCGUAGGCGCCAGCUGCCACGUUUUGCGCAACCCCAGUGGCCAAAGAUGGGUUGUCGAAGAAGGCUUCCGUGGCUUAGAAGGGCUACGAACCCAGAUUGAUGUCAAUAUGAUGAAUGGAAUGGCCGAGGGUGCUUGA